Molecule: messenger RNA, 1623 nt
Organism: Nezara viridula (southern green stink bug)
Lineage: Eukaryota; Metazoa; Arthropoda; Insecta; Hemiptera; Pentatomidae
Source: the annotation of a GenBank genome assembly
UUUGAUAUAUUGAUAUCUGGUCUAUUUUAAUUUUUUUUUUGUAUAUGCUUAUUUUGUUUUACUAAUUAUGGGUUUGCUUAAAUGUUAGAAUUUUCAGUAUAAAUAUGGACAACGGUGAAGGUAUAUGUGAUAAUGAUAAGGAAGUUGUUUUUCUUACAAUCAAGAAAGGAAUUGAAGAAUUGUAUGUUCCAAAAUUUGAAAGUGGUUUUGAGAGACCAGCCGAUUUGUCAGAUUAUGAGUCUUAUAUCAGCAGUUGUGAUAAGAGGUUUGAAGAAUUAUAUUCUUCAUGCCCCAACUUAGUUGCUUGUCCAGUUGUUGGUAAUAAACUAAAACAGAAAUGUAUUGCCUCAGCAAUUAUUCUUUGUGGGGAGCAUUCUUCUUCUAGUUUAUGGACCACUGAUGUAUCCCUUGAAUUAGCUAAAUUGAUAUUGGAAAGGUUAAUGAAAGAAUGUGGUUAUACUAAUAUUGCUGAUGCCCUGACCUCUUCUAAUGGUAUUGUAUUUGGAUAUAUUCUGAAUGAUCUUAGGCCUAAAUUAUUGAAGGAUUCUUGGAAAUGUUUUGGAGCUGCUGUAGUUUGUUAUUCUUGGGUGUUAAAGCUAGUUGAGAGUCCACAUUUGGCUGAACAUUUGAACAACAUUCUUCCAACAGCUUUAAUACUUGUAGAUGACUUUGUUUCUGAAAACAGAACACUCGGCCUGAAGAGUUUAGAACAUAUUAUCAAUAACGUAGGAAGAACCCAGUUAUGUUGGUUUGCUCAAGAUGAAGUUGUUUUGAAGGCAUUAGAGCCCCUAGUAUUUUUUAAAGAUGAAAACCUCAUUGAACCUUUAAUUUUGGUAUUAAUGUCAUUGCUUAAGAAGAAAUUUCCUCAAAUAAUAAACUCCGAACUACAGGUAAAUGAGUUUGAUCCCCUUAUAAAUACUAUUUUGCAUAAUAUGAUGUUGGAACAAAGACUUAAAAUUAGAAGUGCCUAUGUAAAAAUGCUCCCUGUCAUCAUUAGAGCUAGAGGGCUCGGCAUGUUGCUACAUUCAAUUGCUUUGUUAAAAGUAAUUGAUGAAUAUGUUUUAGAACCUACUUCUUCUGUGGAAGGUCUUGAAGCUCUUAAAUGUUUUAUAGAAGUAUGUUGGCCAAGAAUAUAUGCUCAUUUUGAUCAUAUCUUUCUUCUAAUUUGUAAAAUUUACCUUGGUAUUGAACAUAAUCGUUAUACUGAUUUUUGUGUUGACAAAAUAUUAAAGGAAGUAAUACAAACGUUGCAAAAACUGUGCCCAAAAAAAAUUGAAGAAAGAAGAAAUGAACUGUUAAAAAAUCAGUGUUUUCCUGGACUUCAGUCUCUUAUUGAAUAAAAUAUUCUAUUAUCCUGUUCUCCCAAUCCGCGCUCAGCUGUUAUAACUUACACUAUUUCAAAUUAAUUUGAUCUAUUAAAUUAGUGUUUCAACUCAUGGAAAGAUAAUUGAUAAUUUAUGAUUCUGUAAUUUUAAGAAACUCUCAUUGUUGGUAAUGUAAAGUAUUAUACAGAAUUGUUCUCAUAGAAUGAAGAAUUGUUGAAAGGCUGUGAUGAAUAACUUAGUGUUCUCUCUCACCAUUUUAUAUGCUGUAAUUUUUAAUUAAAUUAUUUAUUAUAUAUAA